Neoarthrinium moseri is the source of this 882-nucleotide messenger RNA. RefSeq lists its product as uncharacterized. NCBI's taxonomy places the organism in Eukaryota, Fungi, Ascomycota, Sordariomycetes, Amphisphaeriales, Apiosporaceae. Bases 1 to 882 code for a protein of 293 amino acids. The transcript has a single exon. The record is from RefSeq and is a predicted model, not a curated record.
AUGUCCAACGCGGAACCGCCCUCCUACGAGCAGGCCACGGGGUCUACGUCGUUUGCCCGUCGCGAAAGGAACGGCAUUACGCCCCAGGCUCGCCGGAGUAUCGAGGAUGAGUCGCGGCCACUGCCAGACGGCUGGGUUCGGACCUUUGACCCCGUGUCGAAACACCAGUUCUUCGUGGAUACCAGAGCCGACCCACCCCGGUCCAUCUGGCACCACCCUUACGAUGACGAAGAGUACAUGAACUCCGUGUCGCCCGAGGAGCGACAGCACCUCGGCGGCAUCAUGCGCUGUCCCAGCAAGGAGGACAUAUCCGCCGAGACAACGGACGAGGAAGGCGACGAUCAUGCCCACGGCUCCCGGGGAAAGCAGCCGCUCGGGACGGCCUCGUCGAGCCAUGCCAGGGGCAGCCGAGGCCUGGGUCGCCGGAUGAAGGACAAGCUUACGGGGACGACCCAUGAACAGCGCGCCGCUGAGCGUCAGCGACGAGAGCAGCAGGAACGAGACAUGUAUCGCCAACAUCAGAUCUUCCGUCGUGGUCUAGAGGCAGCCUUGAACUCUGGCCAGCCGCAGUACCUGGGAGAAGACGACAAUGGGGUACCAGUAUACCUCGAGCCCCCCGGAUUUAAUCCGGGAAUUCGAGUUCGGAGGGUUGCAAGGCUUAGCCCUUACAUACAAGAGAUAUUCUACGAACCUCCGGGUCCAGUACCGAGCGGAGCAAGGUACGUGAGACCAGAUGAACUAUAUACGGGUUAUGGUGCCUAUGGCAGACCUGGUACUGCUUAUAACAGGCCAUACGGAUAUGGAUAUGGCGGUGGCAUCGGGAUGAUGCCACUUGCUGCACCUUUGUUUGGUGGAAUGCUCCUGGGUGGUCUGCUCUUCUAA